AUGCAGCAGAUUGUUCAAUACACAGUGUUGGCCUUGAUUGUCCUGGGUCUCUGUUUGCUGGUCGUCUUGAGUCCGAUGAUGUUCGCCAAGAAAACGGACACAACCUACUUGCAGGGUAGUUACCACGGAACGGGUACGGGAAGAGAUGAUCAUCACAACUCACCCUCCGAGCAUACUCGACCCAUGUGCCAAGACAGCACCUUCUUCCGCGCCGAGUUCGAUGGAGAAAAGAGAAGCUGUGCCUGGGUGUCUCAUAAGCCUAUCGAACGUUGCAAUGUCUUUGGAACCGAUAACCACGGAAACGAGGUUCCCGCCAAGGAAGCUUGCUUUGAAGCUUGUGACACUGGAAAUUGUCGUCGUCGAAAGUAG
Molecule: messenger RNA, 369 nt
Organism: Seminavis robusta
Lineage: Eukaryota; Bacillariophyta; Bacillariophyceae; Naviculales; Naviculaceae
Source: the annotation of a GenBank genome assembly